Messenger RNA from Protobothrops mucrosquamatus (brown spotted pit viper), 1195 nucleotides. RefSeq names its product TSC22 domain family member 4 (gene TSC22D4). Gene Ontology annotation, biological process: regulation of transcription by RNA polymerase II. The transcript is spliced from 4 exons. NCBI's taxonomy places the organism in Eukaryota, Metazoa, Chordata, Lepidosauria, Squamata, Viperidae. The coding region runs from base 1 to 1179 and encodes 392 amino acids. The record is from RefSeq and is a predicted model, not a curated record.
AUGAGCGUGGGGAAGAAGAAGAGCGGGUUCCAGAUCACCAGCGUCACCUCGGAUUACGGGAAGGAAGGUCCGCCCGGAGGGGAUGCCAAGGGCCCCUCUGCCAAGCUGGCGGAUGAGCCCAGCCCUGUGGAAAACGGCAGUCACCAUCCCAAUGGUGGCACCGGGCCCAAAAACGGGCCCUUGGCUCCGGGCUCCCCGGGAUUGGCCCCCUUGCUCCCAGGCCCCACUGGCUGCGUGUCCGGUUCCCGCUUUCGUGUGGUCAAGCUGGACCAUGGCUUGGGAGAGCCCUACAAACGUGGCCGCUGGACUUGCCGAGACUUCUACGAACAGGAGAUGGACCACCACCUGGUGGGGCGGCUGGCAGACUCUGCCCGGCAGCCUCAGUCCUUGGACUCCCGGUUGGAGGUGGCCGGCCUGCUGGCGAAGCCCUCCUCGCCCUUCAGCCCCCCGAUGCCACGCCAGGGAGGACCUUGCCUGCAGUCCCUGCUGGUGCUCCCCGGGGCCGCGGCCUCGGCCCACCAGGCCCGCUCCCUGGGGGGUGGCCUGCCUGUCCUCCGCCCGGGCAGGACCCUCCCCAGCGCCGCAUCUCUCCAGAGCCCCCGGGUGGUGGCAGAGACGCGGCCCCUGGCUCCAGAGGAAGGCGCCCAAGAGCCCGCAGACCCUCCCCAGCUGGGCACCGUCCCCUUGGUGAGAGUGGAGGGGCCCCUGCUCCCGAAAAGCGUCACCCAGCUCAUCCCGAGGGAGGCGGAAGAGCGGCAGAAGAUUUUGCCCCGAGAGACCCGCUCGCGCCCAUCGUCCCCGGCUCCCCUGCUCUUCCGCGAUGCAAGCCCCCACCGGAGGACCUCCGACCCCUUUGGCGUGUCCCGCUUCAACCUGGCCCGGUCGGUGUUUGGCAUGGGGGCCGGCCACGACAGCGAUGACGACAGCGGAACCAACAGCAGCAUGAUCGCCAUCGACAACAAGAUUGAACAAGCCAUGGACCUGGUCAAGAGCCACUUGAUGUUCGCCGUGCGGGAAGAGGUGGAAGUGCUGCGGGAGCAGAUCAAAGAACUGUCCGAGCGCAACGCUGCCCUGGAGCAGGAGAACAGCCUUCUGCGCUCCCUCGCCAACGCCGAGCAGACCGGCCACUUUCUGGCUCAGCUCCACGAAAACAAGCCAUCGUCCAGCGGCUCCGCGUGACCCUGGACGGACAGAU